AUGUCGCCUGUGACUGGCAGCUAUAUGCGCAUGUCACCUGUGACUGGCAGCUAUAUGCGCAUGUCGCCUGUGACUGGCAGCUAUAUGUGCAUGUCUCCUGUGAUUGGCAGCUAUAUGCGCAUGUCACCUGUAACUGACAACUAUAUGCGCAUGUUGCCUGUGACUUGCAGCUAUAUGCGCAUGUCGCCUGUGAUUGGCAGCUAUAUGCGUAUGUAUCCUGUGAUUGGCAGCUAUAUGCACAUAUCGCCUGUGAUUGGCAGCUAUAUGCGCAUGUCGCCUGUGACUGACAACUAUAUGCGCAUGUUGCCUGUGACUUGCAGCUAUAUGCGCAUGUUGUCUGUGAUUGGCAGCUAUAUGCGUAUGUAUCCUGUGAUUGGCAGCUAUAUGCACAUAUCGCCUGUGAUUGGCAGCUAUAUGCGCGUGUCGCCUGUGACUGGCAGCUAUAUGCGCAUGUCUGAAAAGGGAAGAACACAGAGGCGCCAAAAUGGCCUAGUACCACCGCAACAGGUAAUCAUACAAAUGUGA
Messenger RNA from Bombina bombina (fire-bellied toad), 525 nucleotides. RefSeq lists its product as uncharacterized. Bases 1 to 525 code for a protein of 174 amino acids. NCBI's taxonomy places the organism in Eukaryota, Metazoa, Chordata, Amphibia, Anura, Bombinatoridae. The record is from RefSeq and is a predicted model, not a curated record. The transcript has a single exon.